Molecule: messenger RNA, 6242 nt
Organism: Corythoichthys intestinalis (scribbled pipefish)
Lineage: Eukaryota; Metazoa; Chordata; Actinopteri; Syngnathiformes; Syngnathidae
Gene: scn4aa
Product: sodium channel, voltage-gated, type IV, alpha, a
Exons: 27
Coding region: 141-5705 (1854 amino acids)
Biological process (GO): sodium ion transmembrane transport; membrane depolarization during action potential; neuronal action potential
Cellular component (GO): plasma membrane; axon; voltage-gated sodium channel complex
Molecular function (GO): protein binding; voltage-gated sodium channel activity; calcium ion binding
Source: RefSeq, a predicted model, not a curated record
CCCCGACAUAAAGGUCGUCAUGGAGCCGGAAUUUAAGGUAUUAUUUUCCCCAUCCGUCCUUGGAGGACAAACCCAGCAGCAUGAAAAUUGGCUCCUCUUAGGGUGACCCCUCUGUGGUGGUAGCCCUUCGCAAUGCCAAGAUGGCAGCCCUGCUCCCUCCCCCUGGCGCCGAUGCGUUCCGCCUCUUUACCCGGCAAUCGCUGGCGGAGAUCGAGAGGCUCCAAGCGGAAAGGCGAAAGAAGGCAGCCCGUAUAGAAGGGCACGAUGAGGCCGAGGAAGAAGAAGAGGAGGUGACGGUCGCUAACGCUGACCUGGAAGCGGGCAAGAAUCUACCAUGGAUUUACGGAGAUCCUCCGGAAGGGAUGAUCAACACUCCACUGGAGGAUUUGGACCCCUUCUACAAGGGUCAGAAGACAUUCAUCGUGAUCAGCAAAGGCAACACGAUUUACAGGUUCAACGCAGAGCCGGCGUGCUACCUUCUUAGCCCGUUUAGCAUAGUGAGAAGAGGAGCCAUCAAAAUCCUUAUACAUUCAUUAUUCAGCAUGUUCAUCAUGAUCACUAUUCUGUCCAAUUGCGUUUUCAUGACAAUGAGCAACCCGCCGGCGUGGAGUAAAAAUGUCGAGUACGCUUUUACAGGGAUUUACACAUUUGAAGCCACUGUCAAAGUAUUGUCAAGAGGCUUCUGUAUCGGCUCAUUUACAUUCCUUCGAGACCCGUGGAACUGGCUGGAUUUCAUGGUGAUCAGCAUGGCAUACAUCACUGAAUUUGUCGACCUUGGUAACGUAUCCGCCCUCAGGACCUUCCGUGUACUUCGAGCCUUGAAGACCAUCACUGUGAUUCCUGGUCUUAAAACCAUCGUGGGUGCUCUGAUCCAGUCGGUAAAGAAAAUGGGGGACGUGAUGGUCUUGACGGUCUUCGCUCUUGCUGUAUUCGCCCUGGUCGGACUGCAACUUUUCAUGGGCAACCUGAGGCACAAGUGCAUACGCUGGCCAAUUCACGGCAACGACACGGUCGAGUGGUUCAACGUCACUGAUGCGGCGCUGCCGUACAAUCUAACGUUUGGCGUCAACGGUAGCGAUUAUUCCAACAGCACCUUUGACUUCGCAGAGUACACCGAAAACUCUGAUAAUUACUACUUUUUGGAAGGCAGCAAAGAUCCCCUUGUAUGUGGGAACAGUUCUGAUGCUGGUGUCUGCCCUGAAGGCUUCAUGUGCAUGAAGGCCGGCGGGAACCCAAAUUACGGUUACACCAGCUUUGACUCGUUCGGCUGGGCUUUCCUGGCGCUCUUCAGACUCAUGACCCAGGACUACUGGGAAAACCUCUUCCAGCUGAUCCUGCGGGCGGCGGGGAAAACGUACAUGCUUUUCUUUGUGGUGGUGAUCUUCUUGGGCUCCUUCUACCUCAUCAACCUCAUCCUGGCGGUGGUGGCCAUGGCGUACGAUGAGCAGAACCAGGCCACGCAGCGUGAGGCUAAGGAGAAGGAGGAGGAGUUCCAGCGCAUUCUCGAGCAGCUCAAGAAUCAGGAACAGGCUCAACUGACUGGUAGUGGCGAUUCUCUGAACAACGACAAGGCACAGAGUCAUCGCUCUGCUUCUGAGCUGAGCCUGGAGCGCGACGAAGACAUCAAGGAUUGUAACGGCAGAAUGGUACCAACCCUCCUGGUGCGAUCGCCUACCUUUAACGAGUCUCCUGUUGACAAAGAGCUCCAUGAGAGUUCUCCAGGGAUGCUUAACCCAGACGAUCUUCAUUCAGACGAGCAGAGACAGAGGUCCGCUAGUGUCAUGGAAGAGUUGGAGGACGCUCAAAGGCCUUGUCCGCCGGGCUGGUACAAGUUUGCCAACGUUUUCCUGAAGUGGAACUGCUGCGAGCCGUGGAUGUUCCUUAAAAAGUGGUUGUAUGUCAUCGUGAUGGACCCCUUUUUUGACCUGGCCAUCACCAUUUGCAUUGUGCUCAACACGCUCUUCAUGGCCAUGGAACACUACCCCAUGACUGAAGAGUUUGACCACAUGCUCUCUGUGGGCAACCUGGUUUUCACUGGGAUCUUCACAGCGGAGAUGGUCUUAAAGCUCAUCGCUAUGGAUCCCUAUUACUACUUCCAAGUGGGAUGGAACAUUUUUGACAGCAUUAUUGUGACGCUCAGCUUGGCGGAAUUGGGUCUGGCGAAUGUCCAGGGGCUCUCGGUGCUGCGUUCCUUCCGUCUGCUUCGUGUCUUCAAGCUGGCAAAGUCCUGGCCCACGCUCAACAUGCUGAUUAAAAUCAUCGGGAAUUCUGUGGGCGCUUUGGGCAACCUGACGCUGGUGCUGGCCAUCAUCGUCUUCAUCUUCGCCGUGGUGGGCAUGCAGCUAUUUGGCAAAAACUACAAGGACUGCGUGUGCAAGAUCAAUGACGACUGCGAGCUGCCGCGCUGGCACAUGAACGACUUUUUCCAUUCUUUCCUCAUUGUCUUCCGAAUCUUGUGCGGCGAAUGGAUCGAGACCAUGUGGGACUGCAUGGAGGUGUCCGGCGCUGCGAUGUGCCUGAUCGUAUUCAUGAUGGUCAUGGUCAUUGGAAAUCUCGUGGUCCUGAACCUCUUCCUGGCACUGCUACUCAGCUCGUUCAGCGGUGACAACCUGUCGACAGCCGAUGACGACGGCGAGCUGAACAACCUCCAGAUCGCCGUCGGCAGGAUAACGCGAGGCAUCGACUGGCUAAAGGCGGCCGCCGUCGAUAUACCUCGAAGGAUCCUGGACAAAAAAAUCAAGGCGACUGAGGACGCCAAUGCCGAAGCGGUGGAGAUGAACGAUUUGGAUGCCAAAAUGGCAGACGGGAUCUCAAACUGUUUGGCGGGACGAACAUCUGGCACCGUUUUGGAUGGAGCGCUCGCUCUCAGUGUGCCCAUUGCGCAGGGAGAGUCAGACUAUGAAAACCUGGAGGACGACGACUACGACUCGAAUAUCUCCACGUGUGGAGAUAGCCCACACGAUGGCGAAAGCCUAGAAGAUGAGCUAGGUCAUUUGAAAGACGUUAAACUCAUGGGCGUAGUAGCGAGCGGUGACAACGACCCUUCGCUGUGCAGCACAGCGGACUAUCAGCCGCCUGAGCCUGAACCGGUUGAAGAGGAGGAGGAAGAGCCGGAGCCAGUUGAGCCAGAAGCCUGUUUCACUGAAAACUGCGUCAGGCGCUGGCCCUGCCUCACAGUGGACGUCAGCACAGUCGGAGGAAAGAGAUGGUGGAAGCUGCGGAAGACCUGCUUUGCUAUCGUAGAACACGACUGGUUUGAAACCUUCAUCAUCUUCAUGAUCCUGCUAAGCAGUGGCGCUCUGGCUUUUGAAGACGUCUACCUCGAGCGGCGUCGAAUAAUCAAAAUUAUCCUGGAGUAUGCCGAUAAAGUUUUCACCUUCGUCUUUGUCAUGGAGAUGAUCCUGAAAUGGACAGCGUACGGCUUCAAGACGUACUUCACUAAUGCCUGGUGCUGGUUGGACUUUUUCAUCGUCGAUAUCUCUUUGAUCAGUUUGGUGGCUAACUGGUUGGGUUUCUCUGAGCUGGGUCCCAUCAAAUCCCUCCGAACUCUGAGGGCGUUGAGGCCUCUGCGCGCCCUGUCCAGAUUUGAAGGCAUGAGGGUGGUGGUCAACGCGCUAGUGGGCGCCAUCCCGUCCAUUUUCAACGUGCUGCUGGUGUGCCUCAUCUUCUGGCUUAUCUUCAGCAUCAUGGGCGUCACCAUGUUCGCCGGCAAGUUUUACCGCUGCAUCAACACCACUACCGGGGAGCUCUUUCCUGCCGCUGAAAUCAACAACCGCAGCGAGUGCCUGGCACUGCAGGAGGACACCGGGGAGGCCCGCUGGGUCAAUGUCAAGGUCAACUACGACAAUGUGGGGCAGGGCUACUUGUCGCUGCUUCAAGUGGCAACUUUUAAAGGUUGGAUGGACAUCAUGUAUGCUGCUGUCGACUCGAGAGAGGUGGAAGAGCAGCCGUCCUAUGAGAUCAACCUGUAUAUGUACAUCUACUUUGUCAUCUUCAUUAUUUUCGGCUCCUUCUUCACGCUCAACCUCUUCAUUGGUGUAAUCAUUGACAACUUCAAUCAGCAAAAGAAAAAGUUUGGAGACAAGGACAUCUUCAUGACAGAGGAGCAGAAGAAGUACUACGAAGCCAUGAAAAAGCUCGGUUCCAAGAAGCCACAGAAGCCAAUUCCACGUCCCACUAAUUUCCUCCAAGGACUCGUGUUUGACCUCAUCAGUCAGCAGUUCUUUGACAUCUUCAUCAUGGUGCUCAUCUGCCUCAACAUGGUGACCAUGAUGGUGGAGACGGACAACCAGAGCGCCGAAAAGGAGGACUUCCUUUUCAAAGUCAAUCUGGCCUUCAUUGCGGUUUUCACCACUGAGUGCUUGCUGAAGCUCUUUGCUCUGCGGCAGUACUUUUUCACCAAUGGCUGGAACAUAUUCGACUUCAUCGUCGUUAUCCUCUCUAUCGCCGGCACAAUGCUGUCUGACGUGAUUGAGAAGUACUUUGUGUCACCGACCCUCUUCCGCGUGAUCCGUCUGGCCAGGAUCGGUCGCAUCCUGCGUCUAAUCAAAGGCGCCAAAGGGAUCCGGACGCUCCUCUUCGCCCUGAUGAUGUCGCUUCCCGCCCUCUUCAACAUCGGUUUGCUACUCUUCCUCAUCAUGUUCAUCUUCUCCAUUUUCGGCAUGUCCAACUUCGCCUACGUCAAAAAAGAGGCGGGCAUUGAUGACAUCUUCAAUUUCGAGACCUUUGGCGGGAGCAUCAUUUGCCUAUUCCAGAUCACGACGUCAGCCGGCUGGGACGGGCUCCUACUUCCGAUGCUCAACAGGGAGCCCCCUGACUGCGACCCUGAUUUUGAGAACCCCGGUACAGAUGUAAGAGGCAACUGCGGCAGCCCGGGCAUGGGCAUGAUGUUCUUUUCCAGCUACAUCAUCAUCUCCUUCCUGGUUGUGGUCAACAUGUACAUCGCCAUCAUUUUGGAGAACUUCAACGUGGCGCAGGAGGAGAGCGGCGAUGCGCUGUGCGAGGAGGAUUUCGAGAUGUUCAAUGAAACGUGGGAGAAGUUUGACAAGGACGGAACCAUGUUCAUUGAGUACGCCCGCCUCUCAGAUUUUUGCGACGCACUACAGGAACCACUGAAGGUCGCCAAGCCCAACCGCCUUCGCUUGAUUCAAAUGGACCUCCCGCUGGUCAUAGGCGAUCGCAUCCACUGCUUGGACGUCUUAAUGGCCGUCACGGAGAUGGUCCUGGGUGACACUUUGGAAAUGGCGGCUAUGCGGGAGAGCAUCAAGACCAAGUUUCUUCAGAGCAACCCAACCUCGGACUCUUUCACACCUAUCACCACUACUGUACGCCACAAAGAGGAGGAGUGGGCUGCCACUGUCAUCCAGCGGGCUUACCGGUGCCACCUGCUGCGACGCGGGCUCCGCCAUGCCGCCUUCAUCCACCGGGCCAAAAGCGGGGUGGCGCAGGAUCAAGACACAACAGAAAGGGAGGGACUCAUUGCACGCAAAAUGGAAGAUCUAUAUGGAAGCUACCCAUACCUGGCCAAGGGCAAAACAUCGAAGAAUCCAGCUGCACUGGGAAUACAACUUGGUCCUGGCACUUCUGGGUCAGGUGUCAUACCACUACCUGUGGAAAUCACUAAUGAGGUUGUACUUCAUUCUGCGCCUGAGCCGGACCGAGGCUUCGGCAGUCUCCAGAAAAACCUCAGAGAGUCGCUUGUAUAGCCACAGCCCUUUUUUACACACUAACUUUGCUGGAUCUUAAGUUGCACUUGUCCCAACUGCAUUUUGUUGACUUUUGCCCACUCAAAAGAGCUAAAUCCUCCAUUGAAGGGAAAGACAGCACAUUUAUCAUGUGAAUCCUGUUCAGUUGGAUGUCUAGAGCCAUCAAUGGCAGACAAUGGAGCCCCUUUCAGACAUAUGCUGAACUCCGGUUAAAGCAACAGUAGGUAAUUUUCCAACAUUUAUAAAAUAUUUUCAUAACAUUUGUGAUAAUAUGUCGAAUGACAACUAGUUGAAUGACACCUCUUUUAUACAGUGGGGCAAAUAAGUAUUUAGUCCUCAUUUAGUUCUCCCACUUGAAAAUAUUAGAGAGGCCUGUAAUUGUCAACAUGGGUAAACCUCAACCAUGAGGGACAGAAUGUGGAAAAAAAAAACUAGAAAAUCACAUUGUUUGAUUUUUAAAGAAUUUAUUUGCAAAUCAUGGUGGAAAAUAACUAUAUGGUCAAUACCAAAAGUUCAUCUCAAUACUUUGUUAUGUAC